AGUCGCGAUCGCAAGCAGUUGCUUCGGUCGAAGUGCAGUAUCGCAAGUGCAGCCCCUCGUCCAGAUUAAUUGAGGGUAUAUUGGGAAGUCACACAAGCCCGUUCCCAAUCUAAUCUUUGCCUGCCCCUGGGGGUGGUUGAUGCUAUUAAUUGAGGCUUCGUCCGAUGUCGAGGUCGAGGUCGUGGGCUCGGUCUCGCGUGCGCCCUCAAUCUACUCAGCGCAUUACCGUUGGUUGCAUCUCUCGCACCAGCCUUCUUCUGCCUUCUGCCUCAAAACAGCACAGCAGAGAGACCCAGCACCGCGUACCGAGGGGUCUUCCGUUCCUCCACCAUCGACCCCAGCAGAAACAAGGUGCACGAUCACCAAAGCAGCAGCGUGCGAAGGGCAGAGCAAGCAAUUGCAGUACCACAUCUCUAUCCACAGGAACCACAACAGCUUCGGCGCAGCAUCGCAACACCAGCAGCAGAGGCACCCACUACCUUCAGCCCACUUCUCUACAAGACCGGUUCGGUACUCUCGGCCAUCCAGUCACAUCAAAACGGAGCGCAAGUGCAGUCAUCAAAUCGCAGACACAUCGAGCCAACCACCGCGAAGAAUUCCGAACAAUCCCUGUGCCCUUCAAAUCUUCGGCCGCAGACAGGUCCGCAACCGCACAUUCUGUCUCUCUGGUCGACCCAAGCCAAGUCCCACUCCACAGUUCUCCAGCAGCCCUCUCAGCCCUCAAGAAGUCAAGUCGCACUGCACCGCACCACCGCUGUCCACCGCCGAACUCCCCCCCCAAAAGUCCAAGCCCAGCCCAAGCUUUGCUCUGCCCCAGCCUCCGCUCAUCUUUCCUUGCAGUUAUUCGCCUGUGCUUCUCAAUCUAUUCUUCUUUCUGUCAUCCCGCACCCGCACCGCAGCCCUCACCUUGCCUGAUCAAUCAUUAAUUCCACUGUUUGUUAUUCAGGUUUCCAGGAACAUCUUCCUAUCUUAACCGGUCGCCAAACGCCUCCAGUCCAAUCCAGCCGACAUCCAAACAGUUGGCUGAAUUUACUCGGUUCCUCCCUUCACGCCAUCCUCGAUCCAGUCUUUCGCGACCAGG
Messenger RNA from Mollisia scopiformis, 1081 nucleotides. RefSeq lists its product as uncharacterized. The transcript has a single exon. NCBI's taxonomy places the organism in Eukaryota, Fungi, Ascomycota, Leotiomycetes, Helotiales, Mollisiaceae. The record is from RefSeq and is a predicted model, not a curated record. The coding region runs from base 140 to 973 and encodes 277 amino acids.